Molecule: messenger RNA, 697 nt
Organism: Aphis gossypii (cotton aphid)
Lineage: Eukaryota; Metazoa; Arthropoda; Insecta; Hemiptera; Aphididae
Product: kelch-like protein 2
Exons: 2
Coding region: 405-671 (88 amino acids)
Molecular function (GO): protein binding
Source: RefSeq, a predicted model, not a curated record
CAGUGUACUUUAUAUUUUUAAUUUUUUUUUUUUUUUUGUAUAGUGUAACAUAUUUAAGUGUAUAUAUACUAAGGUAUCUGGUCUACAAAACGUCAAUAUCUACAUUCAUUACACAUCAAAUCUUUGCUUGAGGAGAAACUGUCCAUAUUAGUAAUUGUUAAUUAAUACUCAGUUAUACAGGUAUUGUAUUAUUAAAAUUUUAUUAUGAAUUAUAUUGAAUGAAUAAGUCUUAACUUUUAAUAUUUUAGAUACACAAAUUGGAUCUAUUAAUUAUUAAUACCACUAAUUUAAAGUAAAUGUUAAAUUCAGUUAUACCUAUGUAAGUAGGUACUUUAUAUACAUUGUAUAAUAUACCACCAUUUAUCUAAAUAAUAAUGUGAUGAAACUUUAUAAGUAUUAUAGGAAUGUUCUUGACCAAUGUUUAUCAACCAAGUGCUAACGUUUGGUCUUCUAUUGCUGAUAUGCACUCACAUCGAUUCAAUCCAGGAGUGUUCACAGUAAAUGGUUUAUUGUAUGUUCUCGGCGGAAGUCACGAAUUUUCUUAUUUGGAUUCUUUAGAAAUAUACAAUCCAAAAACCAAUACCUGGUCCAUUGAAACAUUAUCAAAAGGUGUUGGUGAAAUUUUCGACGGGAUAGUUAUUGAUAGACCAACACCUUUUAAUCCUAAUUAACAUAAUAUACGAUAUAUUAUAUUAAA